GCAAAUCAAGUUAAACUUGUAUACUCAAAAUUAUUAUACCACACAAACGAAUGUGAGACGGGACUGUGUGGUGACCAUCGUCGGUGUACCUUAAAAAUUACGCUACGCGAUAUAACCGUGUGUUGUGAUUGAAGAAAGAAAAGAAAAAAAUGGCCAGCGUUAACGAACAAACGCAUUGAAAAAUAUAAUAAAAAUUACACAAAAUUUAGACUUUAAAUAGUUCCCCUUCGUUUUUUUUUAAUUUUAUUAUUAUUUUAACCCUUUAUUUCUUAAAUUUUAUCUUGAGUUCGAUUCAAGUAGUUUUUUUUCUUCCCAUAAGUUUUUUUUUGCCUUCAUUUUAUUUGGAAUUUGUGGUGAGGUGAAAUCAAUCUAAGAAAUUUCUCUAAUAUUUUUUUGUGAUCUAAAAAAAUAAUCUACUACAAAUAAACGAAAGUUUAUUUUUUUUAUUAAAUAAUCCCAAUAAAAAGUGAUUGUAUGUAAAAAUUACAAUAAAAAAUCUUUUGUAACUUCAACAAAGUGCUCCUUUUUUUCCAACCUUCGUUUUUUUUUACAAUUUGGAAUUUAAUAAAAUUUUGUGUGGGAGUGAUGACUUAGAGAAAGCCAAGUUAAGCAAAAGUCAAUAAAUUCUUUCGGUUUUUGUGCAACAACAACAAAAUUAAUGCAAAAAAGUGUAUUAAACAUAAAUACAAAAUUUCAAAAAAAGAUCUCAUUUAAAUUCUCUUAUUUAAGUAAUUUUGAGAGGAGACAAAAAAACGCAACGACGACUUUAGAGUAUAUUCAAUUUUUUUGUUUUUCGAAAUUAAGACGAAGCAAGCAAAAAAAAAAUAAAAAAAUUAAUAGCUUGGAAUUUUGCGAACGCAAAUGAAAACUUCGCAUUUUUUGUCGUCCAAUUACGACUUUCCUAGUCGCUCCAAUAUACAGGGCGAUUGCCAGCAGACAACAACAACAACUACUAACAACACCAAUUGUCCAACAGAAACAAAUAAUAAUAAUAAUAACAAUUAUCAACUUGUUUCCACAUCUUCGACAUCAACUUAUCCAAAUGAUAGUAGUUGCCAUCAGCAAGAGCAGCAACUACAAUUAGACGACCAACAACAACAAAAUUUUGGUUCGUCAUCACAGGACACAGGAGUUUCUAUUUCUAGUGUCUAUCAGCAACAGCAACAGCAAAACGAAAAUAAUUUGAAUGAGCAAUAUAUAGUUGAUGUGAAUCAUCAUCAAACUCCUCUUUAUCAUCAUCAACAACAGCAGGAAUCAUUACUGCAACAACAACAACAAAAGCAGUACUCGUCAUCAUCAUCAUCAACAGCAACUUCUUCUUCGUCAACUGCAAGAAGUGCUGCUACCACAACAAGUCAUCACCUUUUUAGCUCUGGGCAACCAGCAGCAGCAGCAGUAUCAGACUCUUUGCCGUCGUCGUCAUCAUUGUCAUCGUCGUCGACGACCCACACUCAAGUUGCUUCUGGUCAAAUUAAGGCCACUAACAGUAAUGAUAGCGGCGCUGCUGUCACAUUGAGCACAGCAUCCUCAUACAAUUCUAUACCGUCAGCUGUUGCGCCUACGCCCCAUCAACAACAGCAACAAGUCGUAUCUCAUAAUAACGGUAGCUUGACAGGUAGCAAUAAUAGCAAUAAUAAUCAACAUCAACAUCAGCAACAACAACAACAACAACAACAGACACAACGUCCCGGAAUAAUAUUUCUGGACAAGUCUGUUAAUAAGUACGGGAAUAUUAGUAGUCAGUUGUUGGUGAAGACAUCAUCGUCAUCAACAUCAACAGCAACAGGAGCGAAUAGUAGUGACAAGACAGAUAUACGUACUUUAACAAAUAAAUAUCAACAGCAUCAACAGCAACAGUUACAACUACAACAACAACAACAACAGCAACAACAACACCAGCUACAUAAAGCAAGCAAAAGGAAGCGUGAUACAGACUGUGAUUGUGGUUGUGUUGACUCUUCAAAGUCUGGUGGUGGUGUAAUCAGCACGACGGCACCCUCAACAGCAAACACGACUAACACCAGCAACAUUUCCAAAACGGCGCAUACGAAAGUUGCGACCUCUGGGGGGCAUGCGAAUACGCAGCCCCCCAGUAAAAGGUCGAGUAGUGGUGCUGAUGGUGAUUAUCAAUUAGUACAACAUGAAGUUUUAUAUUCACUUUCUGCUGAAUAUGAGGUUUUGGAAUUUUUGGGUCGUGGCACAUUUGGACAAGUUGUUAAAUGCUGGAAACGUGGCACCUCAGAAAUUGUUGCUAUAAAAAUUCUUAAAAAUCAUCCAUCAUAUGCUCGACAAGGUCAAAUUGAAGUCUCAAUAUUGUCCCGUCUCAGUCAAGAGAAUGCCGAUGAAUUUAAUUUCGUUCGAGCAUUUGAAUGUUUUCAACAUAAAAAUCACACAUGUUUGGUAUUUGAAAUGCUCGAACAGAAUCUAUAUGAUUUUUUGAAACAAAAUAAAUUCUCACCGCUUCCAUUGAAGUAUAUUCGACCGAUUCUUGAGCAGGUCUUAACGGCGUUGUUGAAACUUAAACAACUCGGAUUAAUUCAUGCUGAUUUGAAACCAGAAAACAUUAUGCUGGUUGAUCCUGUUCGGCAACCAUACAGAGUCAAAGUGAUUGAUUUUGGUAGUGCAUCACAUGUGAGCAAAACCGUGUGCAAUACAUACUUACAAUCGCGCUACUAUCGUGCACCUGAGAUUAUCCUGGGUCUGCCAUUUUGCGAAGCGAUCGAUAUGUGGUCAUUGGGAUGUGUGGUAGCGGAGUUAUUUUUGGGCUGGCCCUUGUAUCCGGGAUCGUCUGAAUUUGAUCAAAUAAGGUACAUAUCACAGACACAAGGUCUGCCCACCGAGCAUAUGUUAAAUAGCGCAUCGAAGACCUCGAAAUUUUUCUAUCGCGACGUCGAUUCGACAUACCCCUUUUGGAGACUGAAAACCACAGAAGAGCACGAGGCUGAAACGAAUACAAAGAGUAAAGAGGCUCGCAAAUAUAUAUUUAAUUGUUUAGAUGAUAUUGGACAAGUUAAUGUACCAACUGAUUUAGAGGGUGGUCAAUUGUUGGCCGAAAAAACAGAUCGUCGAGAAUUUAUUGAUUUAUUAAAACGAAUGUUAACAAUAGAUCAAGAACGAAGGCUUACGCCUGCCGAAGCAUUAAAUCAUUCGUUUGUAAGAUUAACACAUUUAGUGGAUUAUGUUUAUUGUAACAAUGUCAAGGCCUCUGUACAAAUGAUGGAGGUCUGUCGGCGUGGAGAUUUCCAUACAGUCCAACCAACGUCGACAUUGGUCACGAACUUUGUUCCCAAUACCACUGAAAAUAUGACCUUUACGAUCAACAAUCAACUAACAAGUCAAGUGCAGCGUUUGGUGCGUGAUCGUCCCAUCACAUACGAAGGUCUCUAUCAAAUUUAUGGGGGACGUAAUGUUGGUCGUCAGUAUACCCAAGGUCGAACGGAUACUUUCCAACAUCAGUUGGUUUCGAAUAUUCUAUGCCCGCCCUCCUAUCAGGCAAUGCCGAGUCCCACCAAGCAUGUCGUCGUUGGAAGUGCAGCGAUGCAACCUCCUUUACAAGUUCCUCCUCAACAAUAUGUGAAUGUGCCUGUGCCAGUGUCAAUGGUUGAGCCAUCAUCUGGUCAGCGAAUGCUUCUAACAAAUCGAGUACAAGCCAGUGGUGUAGCUUGGCCCAACACCGGUCGUCAAAUGGCAUUAGUUCCAUCAUGGCCCCAACAAGCACCAGCUCAUUCGUUGAUUGUCGAUUCCGCGCCAUUCCUCAACGUGGAAGAAAUCUAUCCCAAACAUCACCUGAAUAUACCGCGUAAUGAACUCAAAAAAGAGUCUCCCGUGCAUCAUUUAGUUAAAGGAAAUUCUUACAGAGUUCCGCGUCACGAAAAGAAGGAAGCCAAUCAGCUGUCGCCGGUUAAGAAGCGAGUUAAAGAGAGCUCGCCGCCGCAUCAGCAGCGUUAUAAUCGAGCACACGUUUCGCCACAAUAUCACAAUCACGGUUCGCACAACUGUAACUAUUAUAGUGGCAGUAGUGGUGCAGCUAUCGUCGCUGGAUCUUCUAGCAAUAUCAUCAGCGGACAUCAUCAUCAUAGUGGUGGCGGUAGUAAUGGUGGCAAUGUACAACUCAUUGCCGCCGGUGGUGGUCACCCGUCGUCAUCGUCUUAUAUUACAGCAAAUAGCGGAGGAGGCCAUCAUGUGGUCUCGUGUGGAAAUGGUGUUGUUGGUCAACCAAUGGGUCAUAGUGCGAUCGUGAAACAACAAACGAUUACAAUUCACGACACACCAUCGCCGACGGCAGUGAUUACAAUCUCGGAUAGCGAAGACGAGUCGCCAGAUGUUCCAUCGGCAGCCACACAUAGUGGACACAGUGGUCAUCAUAAGUCGACUACACAGCGUGCUCAUGCACAGUCGCAGACCAAUCCAUCGAUGUUGCAGACAUCUGCUUCGUCGUCAUCGCUGUCGUGUAGAAAUAAUAAUGCUGCUGCUGCUGGUGGUUUGCCAACAAACAACCAACCCGCUCAUCAGGGUUCGUCGUCGUCUGCAUCGAAUAUUGUUCAACAUCAUACACAACAUCAGCAGAUACAACAACAACAACAGCAGCAACAUCAUCAUCAACAACAACAACAGCAGCAGCAGCAACAUCAUCAACAACAACAACAACUUCAGCAACACCCUCAACAACAGCACCAGCAACACCAACAACAACAGCAACAAGUUGCACAACAACAAGUUGCACAUCAACAAGUUCACCAACAACAACACCACCAACAACAACAGCAGCAACAACAACAUCAGCAGCAACAACAACAACAGUCCCACCACCAACAACAGAAUCAACAACAGCAACAACAACAACAACAGUUGCAUCAUGUGGCCAGUAGCAGUACAAGUUACCACAACGGUAAUAAUAAUCAAAACUUAAAUCAUAAUAUAUCUCAUGUAGCAGGCUCUCAGCAACAACAACAACAACAAAUGAUCCAACAUCAUAACAAUAAUAGUAGCAAUAGCCUAAAUAAUAGUAAUAAUCAUUGCUCCUCUUCAUCUGGAAAUGUCGGCAUUACGCAUCAUGCGAGUGCCUCAAAUCCAGGUGUCAUCCCAUCAUCCCACCAUCAAUCCUCCUCAUCCUCUUCAUCAGCAUCUACAUCAGCUUCAUCUAGUAAGCAUCGCAAAAAUGUAAUAUCAUGCGUAACCGUAGGUGACAGUGACAAUGAGGACCAUAGACGCGGCGGCACCGACAAUAGCCCCAAAUACCAACACGCCAACAUCAAGUACGAGCCGGGACAAUCGCAAAAGAAGCGCAUCCUCGCAAUGGCCCAAAAUGAAAGUUUUCUAUCGCAGGCUGCCUGUAGUUCUGCCGUGCCGAAUUCGUCAUCGGGGGCAAUAGCAACUGCCUCAGGCUCAUCAUCACAACAACAACAACAACAAAUGUUGCAGCAACAACAAGCGCCAAUUCAGCAACAACAGCAACAAAUUCAACAACAACAACAACAACAACAACUUCAUAUACCGAAGCAGGAACCAUUGGAAUUCUACGAAUAUCCCCCACAAGUAGAUAAACGAUCAUCGUGGGCACCACCAGCUCAUCAUAACACUCAUCACAAGCGUGAGACAUCAUCAUCAUACAUGGUUGCCCAGCAGCAGGCUGUCCCACCACCAAUGGCCCAUUCAAAGACAUCAGCUGCAGCUGCUGCUGCAGUAGUCACUGCAGCCAAUACAGCAACAGUUGCACCAUCUUGGGGUGCACCCAUCUAUCGGCAACAGCAUCAAUCAAAUACGCCUAUUGGUGGGUCGCCGGCAGCUAUACUACAACAAGAGAUCUACGCCCAAGGCGAUAUGUACCGAAGACCGACAGUGUUUGUGUCACAGGCUCCAUAUCAGAAUUAUAAUCGUGUUGUUCCGCCGCCAGCACAUAAUGCAUCCAAUAGACAGGUACUCCCAGCGCAUCCUCUGCCAGCGCAUAUACAAUUUCCAACACAGUACAGUCAAUUUGGUCCAUUAAGUCCAGCACAGGUAGCCAGCAAACAUGGCCAUUAUGCACCUGCGAACAUAUGGUAUGGAGAAUAAAUUGACAAACAAUCGAAUCGUUUCUGAAUGGUUCAGAAGUUUUUGGUAAAUUUCUUCGAAACCAACAACAAACACAACAACAUUCUCAUCAUAAUAAUCGCAAUCAACAACAUUUAAAACAGCAACAAGAAUUAGAACAACAACAAAAGCAACAACAAAUCGACAUAAACCAAACCAAUAUGCAAAUAACGCAAUGGUGGUUUACGCUGCUUCAACAAACAAUCAAUUUGAAAAGUCAACGAAGACGAAGGCAACAACAACAAUCGCAAACGUUGUUAACCAAUUCAACUACACCGCCUCCUCCUUCAGCUGCAAAUGCAAUGAGAACAAGAAAAAGAAUGAGAUCUCUUGAAAAGUGUUAAAGCUAAAAUUUGAAUUAAUUUUUAGAACAAAAAAACAAAUGGUGAUGAAUGGACAAACGUGUAUGUUGGCAAAAAGGGAAUAUAGUAGAAAUAUUUAUAAGAAUUUUAAUUAUUAUUAAUUAAUUUUUUUUUGUUUGGUCUAAAAAGAAGAAUGACACAUCUUUCUUUGAAAAUAAAGUCCAAUAACCUAGAGUUUAUAUUUUAUACGUGUGUUGAAAAACAAAAUUGUGUAAAACAAUUAUACACAUAAUUUUCUUAUUUUUUUUUUUUUAAUUUUAAAUUUAAACUAUGCCCCACAAAUUAUAUAAAAUAAUAAUAAAUAAUAUUCUUUGAGGUGAAUUUAAGUGUUUGUUUAAACAAUUUUUAAAUAAUUUUUUUUUCUCUUGAUAUCUAAAUAUUUAAAUAAUAUUUUGUAAAUCAUAAAAAUAUAUAUUCUAUGCAUAUUUUUUAAAUGAAUAUUCAAUACAUAACACACACACAUUUAUAUUAUAUACAAACAAAAAAAUGAUUAUUAUAUAAAACUUAGGCUGUAGUCGAGUUUAUUUAUACUAUAAACAAAAAUUGUAAAUUCUUUAAAAAUCUGUGUAAUUGUAAUAUACUAAUUCUAAUGUUCUCCCCUUUUUUUACAUAUAUAUAAAUCUUAUAUAGUCUUAUCACUAUUGAUAAGUCAAAAAUAAUAAUUGUAUGUACUAUAUUUAAUUAAUUAUUUUUUUUUUAACUCACUACCAGCAAACAACAAAAAACGUAUUAACAACUUAUUUUUUAAAUACUUUUUUUUUUCAAAUAACGCAAAUUUAUUAUAACAAAAACAUAGAUGUAGUUAAAAAUACGAUAAAUAUCUCGUAAAGCACAAUAUUAUGGGUUAAAUGGGCUAAAUGUUUAUUUUUUCUCUUAUCUUUUUUUAAUGAUAGCUUAUAUGAAAAACAAAACAAAAAAAACAAAAA
Messenger RNA from Episyrphus balteatus (marmalade hoverfly), 7357 nucleotides. RefSeq names its product homeodomain-interacting protein kinase 2 (gene Hipk). The record is from RefSeq and is a predicted model, not a curated record. The transcript has 13 exons. Gene Ontology annotation, molecular function: ATP binding; protein serine/threonine kinase activity; protein tyrosine kinase activity. Gene Ontology annotation, cellular component: nucleus; cytoplasm. Gene Ontology annotation, biological process: peptidyl-threonine phosphorylation; peptidyl-serine phosphorylation. Lineage: Eukaryota; Metazoa; Arthropoda; Insecta; Diptera; Syrphidae. The coding region runs from base 862 to 6051 and encodes 1729 amino acids.